Oryzias melastigma (Indian medaka) is the source of this 2904-nucleotide messenger RNA. RefSeq names its product apoptosis inducing factor mitochondrion associated 1 (gene aifm1). Gene Ontology annotation, cellular component: cytoplasm; mitochondrion. The coding region runs from base 448 to 2586 and encodes 712 amino acids. The record is from RefSeq and is a predicted model, not a curated record. Lineage: Eukaryota; Metazoa; Chordata; Actinopteri; Beloniformes; Adrianichthyidae. Gene Ontology annotation, biological process: mitochondrial respiratory chain complex assembly; apoptotic process. The transcript has 20 exons. Gene Ontology annotation, molecular function: FAD binding; protein dimerization activity; NAD(P)H oxidase H2O2-forming activity.
AAAGAAGAAGAGCUGCAGUUUCCAGAGAGCGUCUAACAGGAGAGAUGAUACCACUUUCACGACAUUAUUAAAUGACAGGUUUAUUCUGUGUUCAGCAAAUUUUAUGAGUUAGCCUUUUAAUUAUAGCAUUAAAAUUAAUAAACUGUCGUGAAAACCUGAUUAUAGGAAAAGCGCUACUAAAAUCACACUUUUAUUUACUCUUCUCGAGUGCGACGCCAUAUUUUUUUCGCGUUUAAAUUUCCUGGAGCCGUGACUCAUCUUGACCCUGAAAGAGUCUCUACAUUUACCCAGCUUCCCCCUGGAACGUUUGACCUGUCCCUGGCCUUGGUGUGCAGUGCAGAGCUGCUAGGUGUCCGCGCUCGCCGGCUGUGGGAUUAACCGUUACUGGCUUCGUGACCGACUGCCCGGCUGGUGAAGUGGGAUCCGGAACAGGAGAGCUGAGCCACGAUGCUGAAAUGUAGGACAGUAUGGAGAAAGCUCGCGCCUCUGGCUAAAUGCUCGUCCACUCUGUGCCGGCAGAAUGUGAGAAGAACAGGUUUGAACAAUGGCCGAACACCAGUGUGCGUUCCUGCAGCCCGCAUGUCCACCGGGCCUGUGGGAGGAGGCGGAGACAACCUCAAGUAUGCUCUCCUGGUUGGAGCAGUCAGCGCUGGAGGCCUCCUUUAUGCAGUUGUAACCAUGAAGUCAGACCAAAGACGGUACAAGGAACGAAUGGAAGAACUUUCAACCAGACCACAGAAAACUUCUAUCACUGAACAAACCCAGUCAGAACCUCCUGCUGUCCCUGAAGACCAGCCCGCAGCAGCACCUUCGAUAGAAGAGACAAGCUCACCUGCAGAGGCUGAAGCCCCCAAAGAGGAAACAGCUCCUGAAGUCACCGACACCCCCCCAGCAGAUGAGCCGGUUCUAGAAGUGUCUCCAGAAGAGGCAGCAGCUGCUGUGCCUGUAGUAGAGGAGGAGCCGCUAGUGUCGUCUGAGCCGCCCCCGUCAGAGCUCUCAGAGCCGCCCCCGGUGGUGGAGAGCGUUGUACUAGCAGAACCUGCAGCAGCAGAACCUCCUGCAGCCGAGCCUCCAGAGCCCCAGCCUGAAGUUCUGGUAGAGAGUGUGGUUGACUCCACGCCCGUUUCCCUGAAGCUGCCCUCCCACGCGCCUUACCUCCUGAUCGGGGGCGGUACUGCCUCCUUUGCUGCUGCCAGGUCCAUUCGAGCGAGAGACCCCGGUGCCAAGGUUCUGAUUGUGACGGAUGAGCCUGACCUCCCGUACAUGAGGCCUCCUCUGUCUAAAGAGCUGUGGUUCUCUGACGAUCCCGCUGUGACGGAAACACUGCGCUUCAAACAGUGGAACGGCAAAGAAAGGAGUAUAUAUUUCCAGCCGCCGUCAUUCUACAUCAGACCGGAGGAUCUGGAGGGAGCAGAAAACGGAGGAGUGGCUGUUCUGAACAAUAGAAAGGUGGUUUACAUGGACGUAAGGGGUAACAAAGUCAAACUGGACGACGACACGGAGAUCUCAUACGACAAAUGUUUGAUAGCUACCGGUGGUAUUCCAAGAAAUCUUCAGGUCAUUGAAAGAGCAGGAGAGGAUGUGAUGAAGAAGACGACUUUAUUCCGCAAGAUUGAGGACUUUAAAUCACUAGACAAAGUCUCUAGAAAUGUGAAAUCAGUCACAAUUAUUGGGGGUGGCUUCCUGGGCAGCGAGCUGGCCUGCGCCCUCGGGAGGAGAUCCACCGAGUCGGGAUUGGAGGUGAUCCAGAUGUUUCCGGAGAAGGGGAACAUGGGAAAAGUGCUGCCUGAGUAUCUGAGCAACUGGACGACAGAGAAAGUCAAGACAGAGGGUGUCAAAGUUCUGACAGAGGCUUUGGUCAAAUCUGUCAACUGCAAAGAUGAUAAGUUAGAAAUCAGGCUGAAGGAUGGCAGAGUGGUGACAACAGAUCACAUCGUUGCUGCUGUGGGUCUAGAGCCGAAUGUGGACCUCGCCAAGUCUGCAGGUCUGGAGGUGGAUUCUGAUUUCGGAGGCUAUCGGGUCAAUGCGGAGCUGCAAGCAAGGUCCAACAUUUGGGUGGCGGGAGAUGCAGCGUGUUUCUACGACAUCAGGCUGGGCCGCAGACGGGUGGAGCAUCACGACCACGCCGUCGUGAGCGGGAGACUAGCAGGAGAGAACAUGACAGGAGCCAGCAAACCCUACUGGCAUCAGUCUAUGUUCUGGAGUGACCUGGGACCUGAUGUGGGCUAUGAAGCCAUUGGGAUUGUCGACAGCAGUUUACCAACCGUGGGAGUGUUUGCCAAAGCCACUGCCAAGGACACACCUAAAGCUGCCACAGAAAAGUCAGGAACUGGCAUCCGCUCGGAGAGUGAAACAGAGGACACGGCAGUCAGCCCGGUGGCCUCUGACACACCCAGUCCCGCUGCAGAGCACAAAGAUGACUUCGGCAAGGGAGUCAUCUUCUACUUGAGAGACAAAGUGGUGGUGGGCAUCAUCCUGUGGAACGUCUUCAACAGAAUGCCCAUUGCCAGGAAGAUCAUCAAGGAUGGAGAGGAGCAUGCAGAUCUGAACGAAGUGGCCAAGCUGUUCAACAUCCACGAGGAUUAGGGUUAGGCUCACACUCAGGGAGGGGGGGCGAGUUUUUGCUUCAAACGAAGAGUGAACUCUGGCAGCGAUUGCCACAUCAACACGUUUUGCAUACCAAACAGGAGGAUCAAUGUAAAUUAUGUUGGUUAAAUAUUUUCAUAUUUUGAUUCUAUCUGCUGCUCUUGUGUUUUAUUUUAUUUUUUUAUUUGUUUCUGCUGAGUUUGUUUCUUCAAUGUUUUCCGCUUCUUCUUUCCCCCCACAACAGCCUGAAUUGUGUUGUGAUCAAAGGAGCUUCUCCUGGGAAAAAAAAAAAAACCUACAAUAAAAGCUAUUUUUAAA